Messenger RNA from Opisthocomus hoazin, 1421 nucleotides. NCBI's taxonomy places the organism in Eukaryota, Metazoa, Chordata, Aves, Opisthocomiformes, Opisthocomidae. The record is from RefSeq and is a predicted model, not a curated record.
AUUCUGGAAGUUACAGUCAGUCUGGGGGCCAGCAGAGUUACUCGUCCUAUGGCAAUCAGAGCAGUCAAAAUUAUGGACAAACACAGGGCUAUUCUGGUUAUGGGCAGAGUGGAGAUAAUUCCUCCUACGGACAGAACUAUGGAAGCUAUCAUGGGAACUAUGGACAAAAUCAAACAGGUUAUGGACAAGAUUCCCAGGGAUACGAUGAUGAAUCCAGUUAUGAAAAUCAGAAUCAGAGCUCAUACAACCAGCAGUCUUACGGCAGUCAGGGGCAGCAGAAAGGGUCGUCUAGAGGUGGAAGAGGCUCUUAUGAACAAAAGUCAAACUAUGGUCAGCACCAAAGCUCUUAUGACCAGCAGUCAAGCUAUGGACAAAACCAAGACUCUUAUGACCAGCAGUCAAGCUCAUAUGACCAGCAGUCGGGCUAUGGCCACCAGGGCUCAUAUGACCAGCAGUCGGGCUAUGGCCACCAGAGCUCUUAUGACCAAAAGUCAGGCUAUAACCAGCACCAAAGCUCAUAUGGCCAUUCUCAGCAAUCCUACCAGUCUCAGAAGGGAAGCUAUAGCCACAACAGCCAAGAUGAUCGUCGUGAAAAGAGUAGGUAUGGAGAAGAUAAUAGAGGAUAUGGCGGGUCACAGGGAGGAGGUAGAGGGGGAUAUGACAUGGAUGGAAGAGGUCAUAUGUCUGGAUAUAGUGGUGGUGACCGUGGUGGCUUCAAAAAUUACGGUGGUCAGAGGGAUUAUGGACCGAGAUCAGAUGCUGAUUCAGAGUCUGACAACUCUGAUAACAACACUAUCUUCGUGCAAGGACUUGGAGAGGAUGUUUCAACAGAUCAAGUGGCAGACUAUUUCAAACAAAUUGGUAUUAUAAAGACGAACAAAAAGACUGGCAAACCUAUGAUAAAUCUUUAUACAGAUAAGGAUACUGGCAAACCAAAGGGAGAAGCAACGGUGUCUUUUGAUGAUCCUCCUUCUGCUAAAGCAGCAAUUGACUGGUUUGACGGAAAAGAAUUCAAUGGCAAUGUUAUCAAAGUUUCUUUCGCAACUAGAAGGCCUGAAUUCAUGAGAGGAGGUGGAGGCGGUGGACGUCGAGGUUCACGAGGUGGAUAUGGAAGAGGUGGGGGCUUCCAGGGUAGAAGUGGGGAACCCAAAAAUGGUGAUUGGGUUUGUCCUAACCCGGUCUGUGGUAAUAUGAACUUCGCUCGCAGGAAUUCUUGCAACCAGUGUGGUGAUCCCAGACCAGAAGAUUCACGUCCAUCAGGAGGUGCGUAAAAGAUUGAUUUUCGUGGGAGAGGUGGCUAUGGAGGAGAAAGAGGAUAUCGAGGGCGUGGGGGCAGAGGCGGUGAUCGGGGAGGUGGCUAUGGUGGUAAAAUGGGAGGAAGAAAUGAUUUCAGAAAUGAUCAACGCAACAGACCAUACUGA